Messenger RNA from Carya illinoinensis, 1676 nucleotides. Its product is annotated as ethylene-responsive transcription factor 5-like. Gene Ontology annotation, biological process: ethylene-activated signaling pathway; regulation of DNA-templated transcription. Bases 152 to 1417 code for a protein of 421 amino acids. NCBI's taxonomy places the organism in Eukaryota, Viridiplantae, Streptophyta, Magnoliopsida, Fagales, Juglandaceae. Gene Ontology annotation, molecular function: DNA-binding transcription factor activity; DNA binding. The record is from RefSeq and is a predicted model, not a curated record. The transcript has 2 exons.
GAACAAAGAAGGAAAAGAAACGGAAUACCUGCAUCGGGAGCCGUUGGUGAGAACACAAUUGACUUUGAAGAAUAUCAAAUCGACAGUGGAAAGAGUCUGGUGCACAAAUUCCUCAGAACCCAAAAAACAAAAAAAGUCUCCUGUAUAGACGAUGCUUCCUUCUUGCAUCGGAGAAACUGUAUGUGAAACCAAGUCCUCUUCCUUCUUUCUGACCUUUCGGAAUUCUUCUCCCUCUCCCUCUAUAUAUACCCUUUCCAAUUGCCACUGCCUCUUCCACUCUCAACCUUCCUCAAAGUACAGAAUUCAAAUCCUUCUCGGAUCUCGUUCUCUUUGUCUCUCUCCAAAAAGCUCUUUCUUUAUCUGUCUCAACACACAUCUUCUCGUGCUUUUGGAAGUCGUAUAUAUAUAUAUAGAGGAUAUAGCUUUAUCCAUGGCGACCUCAUGCGAAGAAGUUUCUUCGGCUCUGAAACUCAUCAAGCUUCACUUGCUUGGCGAGGUCUCUCCUAUUGGGACCUUAUCUAGUGAUUUUGAGAUUGAUGUCUUGGGUUCUGAAUCUCAUUCUCAAUCCGACUCUCUAUGUUCCCAAACUUCCAGUUCCGACUCUACCAUGGAAUUUGCUAACUUUUUCAGCUCUAACGACCCCUUCGACUUUACGUUCCUUCAGCGUCCAAGUGAUUUCUUCGAAUUCGAAGCGAAACCACACAUUUUGGACCUCACAACGCCUAAAUCCCACGAUUCAACCUCUCAAUCCAGCAAUGAUUCCUUUCAUUUCGAAGCCAAACCGCAAAUCAUUGAAGUCGCGGCCCCCAAUACCCGAACUUCGACCUCAUACUCCCAGUCGAAUAACAAUUGUUUCGAAAUCGAAUCGAGACCGCAAAUGAAUCGUUCGAAACCCUCGCUGAAGAUCUCGCUCCCCAGCAAAGGAACGACCGAGUGGAUCCAAUUCGGACAACCUACUCGCCAAUCGGAUCCGUCGCUGGCCGUUCAGGAAAAUGCGAGUUUGGAAGCAAAAAGGCACUACAGAGGCGUGCGACAGAGGCCGUGGGGAAAGUACGCCGCCGAAAUCCGAGACCCUAACAGGCGCGGCUCGCGCGUGUGGCUGGGAACCUUCGAGACGGCUAUAGAAGCGGCCAAGGCGUACGACCGAGCCGCUUUCAAGCUCCGCGGCUCGAGAUCAAUCCUCAACUUCCCACUGGAGGCGGGGAAGUCCGGGACAGCCCCCGCUACCAGAGAGAGAAAACGACGUCGUGAGGAGGAGGAGGAGGAGGAGAAGAAAGAGGUGGUGGUCGUGAAGAAGGAGAGGUGCACGGAGACAUCAUCGGACACGGGAACAAGUUAUUCGAGGGAAAUACCGUUGACGCCGUCACCGCUAUCUCCACAUCCACAGUUAGGAUAUCCACAGCUUAUGGUCGUAUGAGUCAGCAUUUGAAUACCCCCAAUGACAACCGCUGCAGCGCUGCCUCUUCUCUUCGUUUGCGUUCGUUUUGUGAAUGUGUAUAUUACGUGAUUUUUCUUUCUUUUUUUGGUUUGAAAAUGAGAAGGUUUACUUGAUAAAUCAUAUUCAGCAUGAAAUCUCGCCACAAUAAUCAAUGAAUGAAUUCUACAACCAUCAUGCCUUUAUAUAAUACGGUAACUUCAUAGAUUUUGGGAAUAAAAAUGCAGACAUGAAUUGAUCA